Molecule: messenger RNA, 3662 nt
Organism: Nerophis lumbriciformis (worm pipefish)
Lineage: Eukaryota; Metazoa; Chordata; Actinopteri; Syngnathiformes; Syngnathidae
Gene: prss23
Product: serine protease 23
Biological process (GO): proteolysis
Molecular function (GO): serine-type endopeptidase activity
Source: RefSeq, a predicted model, not a curated record
ACGCUCAUUGAUGAGAGGAGACUCCUCAUGUCGCGGAGCGUCUUUUCCACACUCCGCGUCCAAAAGCGUGCGUGGGACUAACUUUACUCCCCUCGGAGAGGAACUUCACCUCCUUCUUGGCUGCCCUUUUUCCCCCGCAGGCAUGUGAGAGGAGCCACACCUGGGACUUUCAUCCUGGUGUUUGAGUCAUGGACGCCAUGAAGACGGACGGCAGUGCGUGAUCGAGCAGACGGCACAAUGAACUCCCUCCUGACCCCGCUGCUCCUCCUGCCCUUGGUCCUGUCGUCCUCCCUGCCGCGUCCUCCGGUCCCGCACGUCCCCACGUUGCUCCCUCACCGGCCGACGCCUCUGGGCCGCUCCCGCUUCAGCGCCCGCGCUCGCCUGGACUUGACCACCCGCUGCAACGCCAGCUGCUUCCACGACGGGCGGCGGUCGGCGGACCAGCUGGACUUCGAGACGCUCUAUUGGGACGGCUCGCGUACGCUCACCGCCGUGGACGUGAGGGGCGAGGGCGAGGACCACGCCAGGCCCCGGCGCAGGCGAGUGAGGCGUCAGAUUUACGGCGCCGACGGCCGCUUUAACAUCCAAGGAGACAACUUCCUCUUGGAUUACCCUUUCUCCGCAGCCGUGCGGAUCUCCACCGGCUGCACCGGCGUCCUGGUGUCGCGCUGGCACGUCUUGACCGCCGCCCACUGCGUGCACGACGGCAAGGAUUACGUCAAAGGGGCGCGCAAGCUCCGAGUGGGCUUCCUCAUCCCGCCGUCCAUCAACGGCACCCGAGCGGACCCCCCGUUAAAGAAGAAGCCUCUGGUGCGUUGGAUGCGGGUGAGGCGCACUCGUGUGCCCAAAGGUUGGAUUCAGGGCCCUCAGGACGUCAGCAUGGACUUUGACUACGCCCUGCUGGAGCUGCGCUCGCCCCACCGCCGACCCUUCAUGCGCCUGGCAGUGGCGCCCUCCUUGGACGACCUGGCGGGCCGACGCAUCCACUUCUCGGGCUUUGACAGCGACAGGCCGGGGGAGCUGGUCUACAGGUUCUGCCCCGUGGAGCAGGAGUCCAGUGACUUGAUCUACCAGCACUGCGACGCCAGGCCCGGGGCCAGCGGCUCGGGGGUGUACGGGCGGGUGUGGGACAACUCUUUGGAGCGCUGGGAGAGAAAGGUCAUCGGGAUCUUCUCAGGUCACCAGUGGCUGGAGAUCGACGGCGAGAACAAGGACUACAACGUGGCCGUGCGCAUCACGCCGCUCAAGUUCGCUCAGAUCUGCUACUGGGUGCACGGCAACCGUCUGGAUUGUUCCCAAGACUGAAGACCACCGACGUGUUUUUAGUUGUGCCUUUUCAGCCGUUAACCCUUGUGCAACCGGAAGAUCGAUAACUCGGCAAUAUUUUUGUUUUCACUUUUGCCGCUUCUAUGAGUUUUUAGCAACUUCAGAUCUAUUGAUACAGUUUUUACCAUUUGUAUGGGUUUUUGUGCAAUCUUAAUUAAAAACUCAAAUACAGAGUGGGCCAAAAUUUAAAACUGAACAAAGCCGCGGGCCAAGGUUGAACAAAUUAACCCUUUAAUAGGGACCCAAACAAGUUUUGCAUUGAAUAUUGAACAAGCAAGGCUUAUAUAACUUUAUAGUGACAUGCAAAAUCUAGUUUCAAAUAAUAAUAAUAAUUAAAAAAUAUCAAUAGCAUAACAAAUACAAUUUAAACAAAAAUUGAAUGCCUCUUUUUCUAUUUGCAGCCUUCUGAGGUAAAUAUCAACAUUAACUUUUUCCACAGGCUAAUAAAUUAGAAAAUAAAAUAACAAUGAAUAAAACAACCAUUCAGGACUUUAAACUGCUCAGUUUGCAACACACUGAUCUAAUCUGAUGUGCCCAAGCCAGAUACCUGCCAUCUUUUCUUGGAUGCUAGUUCAUUAAUGUCGGGGCUCAGGCUUUGAGCUGAGGCAACCUUCAUUAUCGAACGAAGGUGUUCAUCAGUCAUUAUAUCUCGUAGUCCACCCGGACCACAGUCUUGGAGGCGUGCCUUAAAGGCACUGCCUUUAACGUCCUCUACGAGCUGUCGUCACGUCCGCUUUAAACAAGAGAAGCUCCUAACUCAGCACUAACUCUUCCGGGACGCUACAAAAUACACCCCCUGCUACCACCAAACCCAACCACACACACACACACACACACACACACACACACACACACCUUGUAGCGUCCCGGAAGAGUUAGUGCUGCAAAGGGUUCUGGGUAAAUGUUCUGUUGUGUUUAUGUUGUGUUACGGUGCGGAUUAUUCUCCCGAAAUGUGUUUGUCAUUCUUGUUUGGCGUAUAUUUCUAACAGUGUUAAAGUUGUUUAUACGGCCACCCUCAGUGUAACCUGUAUCGCUGUUGUGUGUGCGUGCAGAAGCCGCACUUAUUAUGUGACUGGGCCAGCACUCGUUGGACUGGAUGAAAAGCGGACGUGACGAUUUUCGGAAGGGGCACUGAAAUCUGGGAGUCUCCCGGGAGGGUUGGCAAGUAUGAGAAUUAGCGGUGAAUGCGGUGCUACCGCGGCGCCGCCGCUGUAUAUAAUCGGCGGGCCAGCUCUAGUGUUAAUUUGAUAUCACCUCAAGGGCCAAGUGAAAUUUUGGCCCGCGGGCCAGAGUUUGACACCAUGCUCUAAAGGCUUAGUGGCCACAUGCGUGGACAGCACCUUUUGAGCUCUUAUUUCCAAAAUUGUGUACACUACUGAAUUGGGGUCUUAUGGCUGCUUAGGUGGACACUUAUACUGCCAUCUGGUGGUGUCAGAAGAGUAUAACAUACAAUGGAAUUUGGAAAAAAAAGUGUAAAAAUAAGAAUUAGCAUGUCACUAAACAUGAAGUACACGUUUGUGUACUUAUGGACUAAGUACAUCAUAUCAAAAGAUGAUUCUUUGUUUUUAUUCUAAUUAGGGUCCAAUAAGCCCAAAUAGCAAAGAGAAGAAAAAAAAGCAUGUAAACAAACAGCUUGGGCCUUAAGAGAUAAAAUGCUUUUUUUUUUUUUUUUUUUACUUUCAACACUUGAAAGUUUCUACCAACAAUCUUAUCUAUUUUUUUUUUUAUAUAUAUAUAUAUAAUGGGAAAAAUGCAAAAUAUGCACUAUUUGAGGUCAAUAACGUUGAUUUUCUUACGGUAUAGACAAAAAAAUAUCGUUUCAGCGGUUUGAUGGCAUUAUUCAGUUACGCUCCUGGUUCUCUGGCACCAUCUAGUGGUUAAAAGGCGCAAUUACAUGACAGCAAUAUUUUCUUGUUUUUCACUUGGCAAGAUUCAGCGGUUUUAAGGGGGAAAAUCCUAAUUAAAUACCCGGAUUAGGGUCUGCUAAGUUAUAAGGGGAGUCAGAAAGUGUGUAUACUUUUGUUUAAAUCCUAUUCUAUUAACGUUGCAAUCAAAAACACAAUGCAGGUUUAAAAUACACAAGCAUAUCAUAGGAACACAUGUAAUGCCCGUUCUGGGCACUAGGAGUGCACAAGGGUUAAAUCACCGUAUGACAUUUUCUGUUUUUUCCCCCGAGAAACAGGCGAUCCUUCCUUCCUUUUCCAAAAGAGGCUUUACUAAUAGAACAUGUUUUUACUAAAGGUUAAGGGUUAUGCUGGUGUCAAUGAGAGUUUAGAGAAUGUUUAAGAUUUAUUUUUGGAUAAAUGCUUUGAUAUAUUUUAAUAAAGAGAUCUAUG